AGGGGAGUGGUGAUUGUAAUGAGCUCCGACAUUUUACUGGAUGUUGAUGGUAUGGAAUAACGGACGAGGCUAGACUUUGGAGGGAUUAUGUCUCUUUCUCUCAGCUGCAGGGGGUGUAUGGUGCGUUUUAUGGUGCCUCCUGUUCGUGCCCACGCCUCUAUCACCCCUAUUGUCAUACCCGCUGUCCUCGACAGUAUGCACAUCUGCAGUGCAUACAUGCGUCCGACUCUUGUCUUCGCAGCUUCCAGAAUGUAUCCCAUUGCAUCAAGUCGAGCAGUCCGUGCUUUCCAUCGUUCGAGUCUGACUGUCUAUCCUGCAUGAAUACCGUUGUUUUUCGUAUCUAGCAGCUACUCCAGCUUAUCACCACGUUAUUACUCUUUCGAACGCAUGUAUAUAGCUUACUGCAAUAUCACUUCUCCAUCCAACAGACUCCCACCCAAGAUCCUUGUGUGCACAAGAUGCAACUAAAUUUCGUGGUACAGCCUCGGAAUCUCCUCACUAUCGGCACACUGCUAAUGGCCGCAUCUCGCCGCGAU
This is a messenger RNA of Suillus plorans, 536 nucleotides long. RefSeq lists its product as uncharacterized. The record is from RefSeq and is a predicted model, not a curated record. The coding region runs from base 88 to 321 and encodes 77 amino acids. NCBI's taxonomy places the organism in Eukaryota, Fungi, Basidiomycota, Agaricomycetes, Boletales, Suillaceae. The transcript is spliced from 3 exons.